Knipowitschia caucasica is the source of this 324-nucleotide messenger RNA. The record is from the annotation of a GenBank genome assembly. NCBI's taxonomy places the organism in Eukaryota, Metazoa, Chordata, Actinopteri, Gobiiformes, Gobiidae.
AUGGCUUGCCCCCUCUCCUCUCCCUUGCUCUGCCUGCCCCUCCUGCCUGUGCCUGCUCCUCUGCCUGCUUUGCCCCCCCCUGCUUCUGCUGCCACUCACUCCCUCCUCCUGCUGCUCUUGCCGUCUCCCUACCUCUGCCCUCCUAGUCUUGUCUCCUCUCCCUGCUGCCCUGUUGCUGCCCCCUGCCUGUGCUCCUCGCUCCCCCCUGGCCUCCUGUCCCCGCUCCUGGGCCACUUCGUUACUGGCCUCCUUCUAUCAACUGGGUUACCCCCAUGUGCACCCUCGUCACUGCCUCACCUGUCCCAUUGCUGCCCCAUUGCGUAA